ACGACGCAGAAGAGAGCAAGUUGUGGAUUGUUUCGGAAGUGGUUCAGUGUGAAGGAGUUUACAACGCAGAUCGGAUCGUGAGUGAGGUUUUAAGCGGGAUAAUUUGAAGGUUUAGAAGGAAGUACAAAAAUCGAUGGAUGGUGAUUUUGUUUUGAUCGCUGGUGAUCCUGAGGAGCCGGAUGGGAACUCGCAUAGAAUGACGGAGCGCUUGAAUACGGUUGUGGAGGAAUCACCCCAGGAAAGAAAGCAAAUGGCAACUCCAGAGUUUCAGCUCCUUAUAACCAAACCACCGAACGAAGCUGGUACACCUGCGUCCCCUAGACUGUUGACACCAAACUCCAGUUUUUUGUACAAAUCCGAAAGUCGACGCCAUACCGCGACCAGUGAUGAGGCCUUUGACAUCGGCUCUCGCCGAUCGUCGUUACUCAACGGGUUCCCAAGAUCGUCAAGAAGACAUUUGUUCGAGUUUCUUCAACAUCACGGCAGUCGGAUAUCGUUGAACCGGAAAGCGGAACCUAAAGCUGAUUUGCCGAUCAUAACCGUUAACCGCAACAAAAAUCGAGCCGUAGCAGAGGAUCAGUUCAGCACUGUCAUAUCCGCACUAUAUGCCAAGUUACUGAUAGUGAUCGGUAUCGCGCUCCCUAUCACCGAGGUGGUUUCGGAGUCUGCACCGAGGAACUUCUAUCAGGGUUUUUAUCUGUACCUCUAUACAACCAGUUUUAUGUUUGUGUUUUUCCUGUACGCGAUUCGAUUCCGACACAACGUUAAAAUUAAUCAACUCUUGAAGCAGUACCAAGACACGAAUGCCAUUCCGGACGCACUCACGCCGGAGCGAACCCGCCUAGGGUCGUUCUAUUUACGCGUUGGGGCCAUUGCUUUUGGCAUCGGCAGUAUGGUCUACUCGGGUCUAGAUUUCGGUCAAUACUUCGAACUAAAACGCGACGCAAGAUGUCAAAAUUUUCUAAUUGCAUUAAUACCGGCCGCCCGGAUGGCACUGUGCAUCCUGCAGAUGCAGUUCAUCUUCCUCAACGGCGGCCAGUUCCACAUGGACCAGCACAAGUUCGUGUCUCGAUUCGGCCUGAUGCACAUGCUGGCCACCAACGUCUGCGAGUGGCUAUACGUGAUUAUCGAGGAAGCCAAACACGAGAUAGUCCACCUGGCGCACCAGGGGAUGCAUCCCGUUACUUCGACGGUGGCCACACUGGCGGCAGGCAACUUCAUCGAAAUUGGCAGCGGUGCUAAGCUGAAUGAUUUUCAUCUGAAUGCUACCCAUCGCCAUCCGAAUCAUCACCGUCACCAUUUGACCAAGCGCGAAGGGCCCGCCACUAUCGCUGGCUUCGAGUGCCACCGAACCAACAUAAUGGGGUCAUUGGUUCAGAGUGCAGCUCCCUUUCUGUUCCCUUGCACGAUCGAAUAUUCGCUAAUCUGUGCCGUUAUACUGUUCGAAAUGUGGAAGAAGCUCCUGGCGAAGGGCCCAGGAUGCAACGCUUCACGAAGAGGCUCUCGAAAAAGCCUGACCGGAAAGAGUGCCAACCUGUUGUCCAUCGACUGCUCGAACGCACAGCGGGGGAUGUUCGGUGGGAUUUUGGUCAUCGUGCUGACCAUCAUAGUACUGAUUAUGUAUUUCGUGCUACACAAGGAACGGUACUUCCAGCGAAUGGCCACGAUUGAAGUGACGAUUAGCGAAAUCAUUUUGUACACGCUGAUGUCCUUCGCUGUCAUUUUGGCCAUGCUCCGAAUGCGGGAUUUGAAAUUUUCCCAGAAAAAGUGCAACGGUGGAAUCAGUCUCGAUUGCACGCUGCUGGUGCUUGCUCAAAUCGGCACCUAUAUUUACUGUAUGUUUAGUAUCAUUGGAACGUUUUUCUCGAUUGGAAUCUCGGAAUAUGCCACCGUGUAUUCACUGCUGGCGGAGAUAAUUUCGUUAAUACAAACUUCACUGCAAACACUUUUCAUCACAAACGCUUGGUGGAGAAGAUGCAAGGGCGCGAAGCAAAACCGAUCCAAACCGGGAAGAGAAAUUAUAACCUUUCUGCUGGUUGCUAACAUGUCCGUCUGGUUCAUCAACACGCUGAUAAAAACAAACGCCAGCUUCCGGCCAACGCUGAUGAACUUUUAUGGCAUAUGGGCGUGGACAAUUAUCACACAUGUAUCCAUGCCACUUGCGAUAUUCUACCGAUUCCAUUCAACUAUUUGUUUAUUUGAGAUAUGGAAAAGUACUUAUAAGGUGAGAUACGACCAAUAUUGAACAGGCAGGAUCAAAGAGGUGUAUGAGCUAAAGUUAGAGAUUAAUUUUCAACACAUUAUUGUUAAUCGAAAUAAUAAUUUAUGUUAAUAGGUACUAGGUAAUGAUUUUGUUUCAAUAAAAAAAUCACCAUGUAAACCAAACCAAUGUUGUUGGAGCAUUGACAUAACAAAACAAUACACAAAUUGAAUGCAGCUGAAAAUGAAGUAAUUCACUCACUGCUACCUCUAUAAUUAAUGGCUCAUUUGAGUCUAUUUGCAACUCGUCACUCACUCACUCACCACCCCUGAUCGGUCAGCACAUACCAUUAAAUCGAGCAAUUAGUUGGAGUCACAAUGUAACAGAACGCCUUCUCCCGACAUAAAUCAAACGAACUCGAUGACAUGAUAUGAUGAAUUUGCCACAGCCACAGCGUGUAUUUGCUGUGAAAUAAUACCCAACUCUGUCUAUGCUCGCUCUAACGGCCUUAACUUGAGUUUGAAUCAACUCAAAAUUCGGGUUCGAAUAAUUCAAUCCUCCAUUCAAUUUAACAGAAAAUUGAUUUGUUUAGUUUUCGCAGUGGAAUUCAUUAAUAAAGGGACAGUCUAUAUCAAUGUGAUAAGUGCGGAUAAUAUGAGUUUGGAAAUUGAAUGUCUAAAUGUCGAGGAAGUAAGAUUAGAUUUGGUCGACAGCACUAAUGUCUCAUAACAUCAACAUUACAAUGAAAAAAUAUUUAUGUUAUAAU
This is a messenger RNA of Toxorhynchites rutilus septentrionalis, 2966 nucleotides long. RefSeq names its product proton channel OtopLc-like. Gene Ontology annotation, molecular function: proton channel activity. Gene Ontology annotation, biological process: proton transmembrane transport. The record is from RefSeq and is a predicted model, not a curated record. NCBI's taxonomy places the organism in Eukaryota, Metazoa, Arthropoda, Insecta, Diptera, Culicidae. Gene Ontology annotation, cellular component: membrane. The transcript has 6 exons. Bases 134 to 2245 code for a protein of 703 amino acids.